This is a messenger RNA of Nezara viridula (southern green stink bug), 1529 nucleotides long. The record is from the annotation of a GenBank genome assembly. Lineage: Eukaryota; Metazoa; Arthropoda; Insecta; Hemiptera; Pentatomidae.
AUGUGGAGCAUGGUCUUGCUAGAACUCAGCAUUUUAAAAGAACAAGAAGUAUUUAUUGGAAAAAUAACAAUUUAUUAAGAAAAUGAGGAUUAUAUAUCUGAUUUUAAAAAUACAAAUGUUGGAUAGAUUGAAGUAAUAGACAAAUUGAUGUCCAAUGUACAGUUCUCUGCACAAUCUCCUUUAAAGACAGUCUCCUUAUAUAACUAUGAAGAUUAUAAAGAAGACGCUGACAAUGAGAAAUGAAAAGAGAAGGCCAUUGGUUGUUGAAAAAUUUGUUGAAUCAAGGAUAUUCUGCAAGGAUUAACAGGAAUCUGUUAGAUAAGGAAUUUCCUGAAUUGCCCUACAUAAAAGGAUGGUUUGUCGAUCUCAAUUGUACCAAAAACAUGAUAUUUUUUGGCAAUAUCUCAGGGUUGGAUGGAAUAUGGCUCGCGUAUCCUUCUUCGGCGCCAAAACUUAACAUGACAAGUUUGAGGCUUGACAGCGACGUUUUGGUGGGUUCCGAAGACGGAAGACUUUGGGACUUGUACGGCAAACCUUUGGAGAGAAUGAUCUUCAACGAUGCUGGAACCUGGAGACCAGUAAACAUAUCUAUACCCAAAAUCAAAUUUAGAUACGAUCUAGGAGGAGUUAUACUAAAAGGCGUACUGGUGGUUCGUUUUGGUGCCGACAGACACGUGGGGAGCCAACCUCGCCAACGGGUCCUGUACUGGGAUGAUCGGGAUCCUGCAGAGGAAGGAAGCAGACAUCGGCAUCUCAGCGUGUUCCUUCCGGGUGGAGAGGGUCGAAGUGGUGUCCUACGCUCAGAGGUCACAGGAGCUCAGGCAAGGCUACAGAAAGACUACCGCAGCAUUUCCGCGAGGGUGUACAGCAUCUCUUUGCUGAUCCUCGGCCUGGUCCUCUACUCCUAUUACAGCGCCGCCAUCAUGAACGGCCUCCUCUCGCCGGCUCCUGGGUCGGUCCGCAACGUCAAAGAUGUCAUCAGGAGUCCGAUGAAGGCCAGCCUCGCCAGGGUCCCUUACAUGAUACCUAAAGUAAAAGCUUACGUAACACCCGGGCUGUUGGCCAAGACCAAGAAGCAGGAGAAGAGUGAACAGAUGUUGGACGUCUUCGUCGGAGUCGACAGGAUAAGGCACGAAAGGUUGACAUUGGUCGCGGAUGAUAUGUCCCUUUAUGCCGUCAUAAACGAGAAAUAUACCGAUGCUGAGAAAUGCAAUCUAAUGGAAAUCGAAGACCUUACGCCUUCAGGAGAACGGAAUAGCGAAGCGCGAAAUGCGAAAAUGGUACCACCCGAAGCCUCAAUGCUUGGGCUCGACGACUUACACACACGUCACGUUGGAAGCUGUCGGCCUCGCCUUCACUCUGUUUCUGUCAGGAGCUGUCUUGAUUCACCGCUGCUGUCGACCAUGGCUGCCCUAGACCAUGGCUAUACAGCCCUGAAUGGGCUUCGUCGAGAACCAAAGGCUAUCUUAACUGAGGGGAGCCUUGCAGAGUCAAAGAAGUGUGUCAACUUCAAUUUGAAGAACUCCUAA